Messenger RNA from Aphidius gifuensis, 735 nucleotides. It is a transcript of the gene TfIIA-S, whose product is annotated as transcription initiation factor IIA subunit 2. Gene Ontology annotation, cellular component: transcription factor TFIIA complex. The record is from RefSeq and is a predicted model, not a curated record. Bases 140 to 478 code for a protein of 112 amino acids. Gene Ontology annotation, biological process: transcription initiation at RNA polymerase II promoter; RNA polymerase II preinitiation complex assembly. The transcript is spliced from 4 exons. NCBI's taxonomy places the organism in Eukaryota, Metazoa, Arthropoda, Insecta, Hymenoptera, Braconidae. Gene Ontology annotation, molecular function: RNA polymerase II general transcription initiation factor activity; TBP-class protein binding.
UUGCCAGUUUGCUCAAGUGUGCUCAAGUGUAUCUAUUCAAUGUUGUAGCCUUAUUCUUCUAUCAACAUAAAAUUAUAGAAAAAAUAAAAACCUUAGAUAAAUACAUUAAUUGUUAUAAUUAAAUACUAACAAAUAUCAAAUGUCUUAUCAAUUGUACAGAAAUACUACACUGGGUAAUACUUUGCAGGAAAGCCUAGAUGAAUUGAUUCAGUAUGGUCAAAUUACACCUCAUCUUGCAUCAAAAGUUUUGUUACAAUUUGACAAAGCAAUCAACACAGCUUUGGCAACAAGAAUCAAAUCCAGGUUAACAUUCAAGGCAGGAAAGUUGAACACUUACAGAUUUUGUGAUAAUGUGUGGACUUUUAUGUUGAAUGAUGUUGAAUUUAGAGAAGUUCAAGAAGUAGCAAAUGUUGGAAAAGUCAAAAUUGUUGCAUGUGAUGGAAAAACUCUAGAUGCUGAUGGAGCCGCUAAACGAUAACAAAUUACUUUAAUUUUAUUUUGUCAUAAUAAUAGCUAAAUGUCUCUUAACAACUUUGUUAUGGGUAUGUAAAAACUCUAGUACAGAAUUUCUUUUAUUUUUAUGUUUUUUUUUUUUUUUUCAAUUCAAGUCAUGAGUUGUUAUUUUUGAAUAAUAAUAUGCAUUGUAAUUUAUAUCUGAUACUUGUAAUAAAUUGAUUGAUUAAUUGAUUAUAAGUUUAUUUCAUUCUUUAAUCAAUUUUUCAAUAAAAAUAUAAA